CGCCAUUGAUGUUGGUGAGUGUCUUCUAAAUUAAGACUCGAGGAUACGAGGAACGUCUGUGGACAUUUAGGCUUUGCAUCCUGGCAGCGAACGCAAGAAAUUUACGUAUGCGUGACCAUCAAGACGACUGCGAUAGUCUUCAGAGACAGCCCGUGCAGCUAAACAGCCGACGGUCCUAGACUCCAUCAACUCAUCCACGCGGCAGGCGAACCGAAUCUCAAGGGCUCGGUAGAGGGCCGAGAGAAGCUGUGACAAUGUCAACACCCUCGACCAAACCGACACAACUAAGCCUCUCACUCUCGACCCUCCUCCCCACACAUCCAUUCCCCUUGCCAGAGCCCCUCCUCAACCUCGCAACAUCUCUCCUCGCACAGUCCCGACAGCGGGCUCCACGGCUCAAGACGGAAGAGGAAGUCGCACGAACAUUCGCCUGCGCACACAUUGCCUGCGAGCGACUUCGAAAUCGACUGAAUCUCGACCUCGUCAGUGAGAACAAGGUCAAGCCGCCCGCGCCGCCACGCGUUUAUCGCAAGCUCAAGGGCUAUCUGGAUGGCGUCCUAGGCAGCAGCAAGGCGAGCACUGGCGUCACCAAUGUCCAGGACUUUCGAAGUGGCGUCUCAGCCCCUACGACUCCAUCUGGAAGAAGCGCGACCGCGAACAAUACGCCGAACAAAAAUGCCGAGACUCCCACGAGGACGCCUACUUCCACCCUUGGGAAACGCGUGCGGGAGCCGGAAUCCCAGGCGAAUCUGGACUUCGCCAUGCCCAUGAUCAGGCACUUGUGCAAGACGUGCGGCCUGCCCGGUGCAGCACCGCACGUGUUCGUCGGAACUUCGACUGUCGCCAACGAAAUCGGCUCGCGUAGUCUAGGGGGCGGGUCUGCUGCGAAGCGACGCCGCAGGACACCCCAACGCGGCAAGGACUCGCCAGCCGUUGUGGAAGCGCAAACGCUGCCAGCCACUGGCGUCUCCCUGACCAAAUGGCCCGCACUGUUGACGACCAUGUAUUUGAUAUCGGCGAGCAAGAUGCUCGGCGUCGAGCUCGAUGAUGACAAGGUUCAACAGUGGCGGGCCAAAGCAGUCGACACUGUGGCGAAAUACCUUGAGGGCAACGCUGCCAAACUGCCUGCUGGCUUAGACGCAGAAGUCGCCCAGCUAGACACCGCGGUCGGCUUUUACCUACUCGAGGCCGAGGACAGCGGCUGGCUGAACAUGGAAUGGUAUCAGAAUGUCCCCGCGACAAGCAACCUGCUUGACGAGGACGACGAGAGCGGCGAUGAUGACGAAGGCGACGAAGGCGGUGCCCUGGAUGGGGAGCCCACCGAUGCCGGCGGCAGAGACGCCUCCCUCGGCAGACGCAAGCAUCCCGCCAAGACGCCUCUGCGACGCAGCGAGAAGCACGGCGCUGCGAACCGGCGAUUCCUCGACGAUGGGCGAGAAGACCCAGGGGCGGCGGGAUUGCUACCGGGGCUGGCCACGAUGUUCCAGCCAGCAGUAGAUUGGCUGAGCGAUGAGCGUCGAGCAGAUUUCGCGACGUGGAAAGAGGCGCUCCUGAGGGAGCUGAGGGUGCUGGAGCAAAGCGCUUGAUUUCAUGUUUCUUGAUGAUAAUGAUUUAUAGCUAUUAAAAGAACCAACCAAGGGUAUAUAGAAACCUCUCUCUC
Dissoconium aciculare CBS 342.82 is the source of this 1660-nucleotide messenger RNA. RefSeq lists its product as uncharacterized. The record is from RefSeq and is a predicted model, not a curated record. Bases 255 to 1586 code for a protein of 443 amino acids. Gene Ontology annotation, biological process: DNA replication. Gene Ontology annotation, cellular component: nuclear origin of replication recognition complex. Gene Ontology annotation, molecular function: DNA binding. The transcript has a single exon. Lineage: Eukaryota; Fungi; Ascomycota; Dothideomycetes; Mycosphaerellales; Dissoconiaceae.